Messenger RNA from Trichoderma aggressivum f. europaeum, 1029 nucleotides. RefSeq lists its product as uncharacterized. The transcript is spliced from 2 exons. The record is from RefSeq and is a predicted model, not a curated record. Gene Ontology annotation, molecular function: oxidoreductase activity, acting on the CH-OH group of donors, NAD or NADP as acceptor. NCBI's taxonomy places the organism in Eukaryota, Fungi, Ascomycota, Sordariomycetes, Hypocreales, Hypocreaceae. Bases 1 to 1029 code for a protein of 342 amino acids.
AUGGCCCCUAAAACAACUCUGCCUGUUGGCUCGCUAAUCCUCGUGACUGGAGUCUCUGGAUACAUUAGCGCUCAAAUCGUUCAGCAACUACUUGAUAGAGGCUAUAAAGUCCGAGGAACUGUCAGAGACCCGGUGAAGUCGGAAUGGCUCUCGAACGACCUGUUUGCAACGCACACGGCAAGUGGCAGUUUUCACCUAGUCGGUCUUAAAGACAUCAAUGACGAAGGCCAAGUCAAGGCAGCGGUUAAGGGUGUUGAUGGUGUAAUUCACGUCGCAACGCCAAACACUCUGGAUCCCAACCCAAAUAAUGUCAUUCCGGAGACCAUCGAUCUCGUUAUUAAACUAGCUAGGGCCGCUGCUGCCGAGAAAUCCGUCAAAGAGUUCGUUUAUACCUCGACUAUUGCCGCCACGUCAAUGCUACCUUUUCAGCCUGGUUUCCAUUUUGAUGGCACCAAUUGGAAUGAAGCUGUUCGCGACAUUGCUUGGGCGCCUCCUCCAUACACUCCUGAACGUGGCUUUCCUGUCUACAUCCAGAGCAAAGUAGAAGCUGAGCAGGCGUUUUGGAAGUUUGUUGAAGAAGAAAACCCUAGCUUCGCCAGCAACACCAUUAUAGUGGCAACUGUUUUUGGCCCUCGAUUGCAUGUCAGUCAGGGCGGAUCUACUACUGCGUGGCUCUUCGGGCUUGCCAAUAAUGAUCCCUCCGCAUUGCAAUUUUUCCCCACGUCCAUCUUCGUUGAUGUUCGCGAUGUAGCCCUACUCCACAUCGCAGCUCUCCUAGACCCCACUAUCAAGAACGCUCGUCUUCCAGCCUGGUCUACCGAAUUCUACUGGGAGGAUGUACUAGAUAUUCUAAGAAAGCAUCAGCCAGGGAAACCAUUCCCCGCGAACCCUGAUAUCACCAAAGUUCCUCUAGGAACUGCAGACACAAAGCAAGCGAAGAAAGCACUGCAAGAAUGGGGCGGACAGGACGACUUUAUUUCGCUGGAAAAGGGCGUGAUUGACACUUUGAAGGGAGCACCUUUGCCCUAG